Molecule: messenger RNA, 3303 nt
Organism: Balaenoptera acutorostrata (minke whale)
Lineage: Eukaryota; Metazoa; Chordata; Mammalia; Artiodactyla; Balaenopteridae
Product: stearoyl-CoA desaturase 5-like
Exons: 3
Coding region: 18-416 (132 amino acids)
Source: RefSeq, a predicted model, not a curated record
CCCGCCUCUCCCCAGCCAUGCCAGGCCCGGCCGCCGACGAGGGGAAGGUCCCCUUCCGCACCGCCAAGGAGGAAAUCCGUGUGGGCUUGGGGGUCGAGGGCUCGGAGGGCGGCGGCGGCGGCCGGGAGAAGCCCGGCGCGCGCGGGCGGCGGCAGGACAUCGCCUGGAGGAACGUCUUCCUGCUGAGCCUGCUCCACUUGGGGGCCGUGUACUCCCUGGCGCUCAUCCCCAAAGCCCAGCCGCUCACUCUGCUCUGGGCAGCAUAUGGGAUCGUAAUUCACCCACCAGGAAUGGAACUGGCCCCCGCUGCUUUGGAAGCACAGAGUCUUAACCACUGGACCACCAGGGAAGUCCCAACCUUGAUAUUAUCUAAUCCACAGUGGAUAGCCGAAUGUCAUCAGUUCUUAGACAGGUAAAACCUUCCAAGAUUGAACCAGGAAGAAAUAGAAAAUAUGAACAGACCAAUCACAAGUAAUGAAAUUGAAACUGUGAUAAAAAAUCUUCCAACAAACAAAAGUCUAGGACCAGAUGGCUUCACAGGUGAAUUCUAUCAAAUUUUAGAAAAGAGCUAACACCAAUCCUUCUCAAACUCUUCCAAAAAAUUGCGGAGGAAGGAACACUCCCAAACUCAUUCUAUGAGGCCACCAUCACCCUGAUACCAAAACCAGACAAAGACACUACAAAAAAAGAAAAUUACAGACCAAUAUCACUGAUGAAUAUAGAUGCAAAAACCCUCAACAAAAUACUAGCAAACAGAAUCCAACAACACAUUAAAAGGAUCACACACCAUGAUCAAGUGGGAUUUAUCCCAGGGAUGCAAGGAUUCUUCAAUCUAUGCAAAUCAAUCAAUGUGAUACACCAUAUUAACAAAUUGAAUAAAAACCACAUGAUCAUCUCAAUAGAUGCAGAAAAAGCCUUUGACAAAAUUCAAUACCCAUUUAUGAUAAAAACUCUCCAGAAAGUGGGCAUAGAGGCAACCUACCUCAACAUAAUAAAGGCCAUAUAUGACAAACCCACAGCAAACAUCAUUCUCAAUGGUGAAAAACUGAAAGCAUAUCCUCUAUGAUGAGGAACAAGACAAGGAUGUCCACUCUCACCACUAUUAUUCAACACAGUUUUGGAAGUCCUAGCCACGGCAAUCAGAGAGGAAGAAGAAAUAAAAGGAAUACAAAUUGGAAAAGAAGAUAUAAAACUGUCACUGGGGCUUCCCUGGUGGCACAGUGGUUGAGAAUCUGCCUGUUAAUGCAGGGGACACGGGUUCGAGCCCUGGUCUGGGAAGAUCCCACAUGCCGCGGAGCAACUAGGCCCAUGAGCCACAACAACUGAGCCUGCGCGUCUGGAGCUUGUGCUCCGCAACAAGAGAGGCCGCGAUAGUGAGAGGCCCGCACGCCGCAAUGAAGAGUGGCCCCCGCUUGCCACAACUAAAGAAAGCCCUCGCACAGAAACGAAGACCCAACACAGCCAAAAAUAAAUAAAUUAAAAAAAAAAAAACCGUCACUGUUGCAGAUUACAUGAUACUAUACAUAGAGAAUCCUAAAGAUGCCACCAGAAAACUACUACAGCUAAUUAAUGAAUUUGGUAAAGUUGCAGGAUACAAAAUUAAUGCACAGAAAUCUCUUGCAUUCUAUAGACUAAUGAUGAAAAAUCUGAAAGAGAAAUUAAGGCAACACUCUCAUUUACCACUGAAACAAAAAUAAUAAAAUACCUAGGAAUAAACCUACCUAGGGAGACAGAAGACCUGUAUGCAGAAAACUAUAAGACACUGAUGAAAGAAAUUAAAGAUGAUACCAACAGAUAGAGAGACAUACCAUGUUCUUGGAUUGGAAGAAUCAAUAUUGUGAAAAUGACUAUACUCCCCAAAGCAAUCUACAGAUUCAAUGCAAUCCCUAUCAAAUUACCAAUGGCAUUUUUUACGGAACUAGAACAAAAGUCUUAAAAUUUCUACGGAAACACAAAAGACCCUGAAUAGCCAAAGCAGUCUUGAGGGAAAAAAAUGGAGCUGGAAGAAUCAGACUCCUUGACGUCAGACUAUACUACAAAGCUACAGUAAUCAAAACAAUAUGGUACUGGCACAAAAACAGAAACAUAGAUCAAUGGAACAAGACAGAAAGCCCAGAGAUAAACCCACGCACCUAUGGUCAACUAAUCUGUGAUAAAGGAGGCAAGGAUAUACAAUGGAGAAAAGACAGCCUCUUCAAUAAGUGGUGCUGGGAAAACUGGACAGCUACAUGUAAAAGAAUGAAAUUAGAAUACUCCCUAACACCAUACACAAAAAUAAACUCAAAAUGGAUUAGAGACCUAAAUGUAAGACUGGACACUAUAAUAAAACUCUUAGAGGAAAACAUAGGAAGAACACUCUUUGACAUAAAUCACAGCAAGAUCUUUUUUCUAACCACCUCCUAGGGUAAUGGAAAUAAAAACAAAAAUAAACAAAUGGGACCUAAUGAAACUUCAAAGCUUUUGCACAGCAAAGGAAACCAUAAACAAGAGAAAAAGACAACCCUCAGAAUGGGAGAAAAUAUUUGCAAACGAAUCAACGGACAAAGGAUUAAUCUCCAAAAUAUAUAAACAGCUCAUGCAGCUCAAUAUUAAAAAAACAAACAACCCAAUCCAAAAAUGGGCAGAAGACCUAAACAGACAUUUCUCCAUAGAAGACAUACAGAUGGCCUAGAAGCACAUGAAAAGUUGCUCAACAUCACUAAUUAUUAGAGAAAUGCAAAUCAAAACUACAAUGAGGUAUCACCUCACACCAGUUAGAAUGGGCAUCAUCAGAAAAUCUACAAACAACAAAUGCUGGAGAGGGUGUGGAGAAAGGGGAACCCUCUUGCAACUGUUGGUGGGAAUGUAAAUUGAUACAGCCACUAUGGAGAACAGUAUGGAGGUUCCUUAAAAACUAAAAAUAGGACUACCAUAUGAUCCAGCAAUCCCACUACUGGGCAUGUACCCUGAGAAAACCAUAAUUCAAAAAGACACAUGCACCCCAGUGUUCAUUGCAGCACUGUUUACAACAGCCAGGUCAUGGAAGCAACCUAAAUGCCCAUCGACAGACGAAUGGAUAAAGAAGAUGUGGUACAUAUAUACAAUGGAAUAUUACUCAGCCAUAAAAGGGAACGAAAUUGGGUCAUUUGUUGAGAUGUGGAUGGAUCUAGUGACUGCCAUACAAUGAAGUCAGAAAGAGGAAAACAAAUAUCAUAUAUUAACGCAUAUAUGUGGAACCUAGAAAAUGGUACAGAUGAACCAGUUUGCAGGGCAGAAAUUGAGACACAGACGUAGACAACAAACAUAUGGACAGCAAGGGGGGAA